Molecule: messenger RNA, 831 nt
Organism: Lachancea lanzarotensis
Lineage: Eukaryota; Fungi; Ascomycota; Saccharomycetes; Saccharomycetales; Saccharomycetaceae
Gene: HAC1
Product: LALA0S15e00716g1_1
Exons: 1
Coding region: 1-831 (276 amino acids)
Biological process (GO): positive regulation of transcription by RNA polymerase II
Molecular function (GO): DNA-binding transcription factor activity, RNA polymerase II-specific
Source: RefSeq, a predicted model, not a curated record
AUGAGUGUAAUGAAAAAUUAUAACCAUCACAGCAUUGCUGGACCUAUGUCUGAUGCUGUUGCUGUGAACGACAUACCUGUUGACUUUAAAUCGACUCUACCACCAAGAAAAAGAGCAAAGACUAAAGAAGAAAAGGAGCAAAGACGUAUCGAGCGCAUACUGAGAAAUCGUCGUGCUGCGCAUCAGAGUCGCGAGAAAAAGAGGCUGCAUUUGCAGCAUCUGGAACGUAAAGCGGCUCUGCUGGAAGAGAUCUUGGCGUCACCUCAUGUGGCAAAGCUGGUGAAGAGCGACAAGUCUUUGAGUGGCAUGUACGAUGAGUACCAGUUGAUGGCCACGUCACAAGGUGAAGACGAUUCUGUGCUGGUGGGUCAUGAGAGUCCAGACAGCGCAAUUUUGGAUAGCCAGAGAACACCUGAGUCUCUGUUACUGUCAGCGUCGUCUUCAAAACUCACCCCUCGUACAAAUUCGGCUGUAUCAUCACCAUUGCACGUUAAGGAAGAAUAUGAUGAUAAUAUCGAAGACAAACAGUCGGCACAGUUUCUUCUGGAACCGGUUCUAGACAAUACGGCUGCUUCGGGUGUUUCAUUCGACGCUCUUCUGACCAACAAUAUCGAGAACCCUCAAACUCCAAUUUUGGACACUUUUGAUUCUGCUGCGGCAAAUACCACUACAACCACCGCAACCAAUUGGAAUAUGCUGCUGACCGACGACCGCGCCGAGCUCAUGGCAUAUUCCCAUGACGAAGUAGAAUUCCCCGUCCUAGACAUGACUGAUAACUCCUGGGGCCUUGACCCAUUGCGUAAUCCAGCCGUGAUUAAGCUAAUAAUAUGA